AUGAUUGAACUAAGCGACACUGAAAAAAGUGCGCUCUCCAAACUGGAGACACAAUGGAUGCAACACUAUAUGCCCAGCAAGCAUAUGCCGGAGUCGAAUCCCUGCCCAUUACCGGUUCCCAAGCGAAAGCCGCGACGGCCUACCGUAAGACCGAGAGCAAAGGCAGCCGGUAAAGCAAAGCCAGAUGCACAGUCUGUGGAUCCCCACACUUUGGAUGACCACGUCAAUAUAGUGUAUCGCAUUUGCAUUCCUCCACUGAAGCCCCAUUGGCAGUGCCGCAGCUUCGAUCUCUGUAUGCCUGCAUAUGUAUGCAAGGACAAUUUAAUUGAGCAGCUAAUAACCUGGCAGCUGCUGGACCGCAUUAUGGAGCUGCCGCAGGAAGAGGCCACGGCGAUGUUUCAGAAGUAUGUGAAAAAAUUGCUGCAGAUGCAAGUUGAUUAA
Molecule: messenger RNA, 441 nt
Organism: Drosophila virilis
Lineage: Eukaryota; Metazoa; Arthropoda; Insecta; Diptera; Drosophilidae
Gene: moon
Product: moonshiner
Source: RefSeq, a predicted model, not a curated record